Molecule: messenger RNA, 2226 nt
Organism: Brassica oleracea var. oleracea
Lineage: Eukaryota; Viridiplantae; Streptophyta; Magnoliopsida; Brassicales; Brassicaceae
Product: phosphoenolpyruvate carboxykinase [ATP]-like
Exons: 9
Coding region: 28-2025 (665 amino acids)
Biological process (GO): gluconeogenesis
Cellular component (GO): cytosol
Molecular function (GO): ATP binding; phosphoenolpyruvate carboxykinase (ATP) activity
Source: RefSeq, a predicted model, not a curated record
UAUAGUAAGCAGCAUAAACAGGAAAAGAUGUCGGCCGGUAAUGGAAACGCAAACGGUGACGGAGGGUUUAGCUUCCCGAAAGGACCAGCUAUACCAAAGAUAACGACGGGAGCUAAAAGGGAUAACGAAAUAUGCCACGAUGACAGUGGUCCGACUGUGAAGGCGACGACGCUCGAUGAGCUUCACUCUUUACAGAAGAAGCGUUCUGCUCCCACCACUCCUAUUAACCAAAGCGGCGCUGCCUUCUCCGAGGAGGAACGCCAGAAGAUUCAGCUUCAGUCUAUCAGUGCAUCGUUGGCCUCGCUGACGAGAGAAUCUGGACCCAAAGUGGUGAGAGGAGACCCGGCUGAGAAAAAGGCCGACGGUACCACUACUCCGGCGUACGCACACGGCCAGCAUCAAUCCAUCUUCUCUCCAGCGUUGGGAGCUGUAAGUGAUAGCUCCUUGAAGUUCACCCACGUCCUCUACAACCUUUCUCCCGCAGAGCUCUACGAGCAAGCUAUCAAGUACGAGAAAGGUUCGUUCAUCACUUCCAAUGGAGCUUUGGCUACGCUUUCCGGUGCCAAAACUGGUCGUGCUCCGAGGGAUAAGCGUGUCGUUAGAGAUGCGACUACAGAGGACGAGCUUUGGUGGGGAAAGGGCUCGCCGAAUAUCGAAAUGGAUGAACAUACAUUCACGGUGAACAGAGAAAGAGCCGUUGAUUACUUGAACUCCUUGGAGAAGGUGUUUGUGAAUGAUCAGUUCUUGAACUGGGACCCGGAGAACAGAAUCAAAGUCAGGAUUGUCUCAGCUAGAGCUUACCAUUCACUCUUCAUGCACAACAUGUGUAUCCGGCCAACACCGGAGGAGCUUGAGAGCUUCGGUACUCCGGACUUCACUAUAUACAACGCUGGACAGUUUCCGUGUAACCGUUACACUCACUACAUGACGUCAUCCACUAGCGUAGACUUGAAUCUUAGCAGGAGGGAAAUGGUUAUACUCGGCACUCAAUAUGCUGGUGAGAUGAAGAAGGGACUUUUCAGUGUGAUGCAUUACCUUAUGCCUAAGCGUCGGAUUCUCUCCCUUCACUCUGGUUGCAAUAUGGGAAAAGAUGGAGAUGUUGCUCUCUUCUUUGGACUUUCAGGUACUGGAAAGACGACGCUGUCUACUGAUCACAACAGGUACAUGAUAGGAGAUGAUGAGCAUUGUUGGACUGAGACUGGUGUUUCGAACAUUGAGGGUGGAUGCUAUGCUAAGUGCGUUGAUCUUUCGAGGGAGAAGGAGCCUGAUAUUUGGAACGCCAUCAAGUUUGGAACAGUUUUGGAAAAUGUUGUGUUUGAUGAACAUACCAGAGAAGUUGAUUACUCUGAUAAAUCCGUUACAGAGAACACACGUGCUGCAUACCCUAUUGAGUUCAUUCCAAACGCGAAAAUACCGUGCGUUGGUCCACACCCGAAAAACGUGAUUCUUCUGGCAUGUGACGCCUUUGGUGUUCUCCCGCCUGUGAGCAAGCUUAAUCUUGCACAAACCAUGUACCACUUCAUCAGUGGUUACACUGCUCUGGUUGCGGGCACGGAGGACGGCAUAAAGGAGCCAACAGCAACAUUCUCAGCAUGCUUUGGUGCAGCUUUCAUAAUGUUGCAUCCAACAAAGUAUGCGGCUAUGUUAGCCGAGAAGAUGAAGAGGCAAGGCGCUACUGGAUGGCUCGUUAACACUGGUUGGUCCGGUGGCAGCUACGGUGUUGGAAACAGGAUCAAGCUGGCGUAUACUAGGAAGAUCAUCGAUGCAAUCCAUUCAGGGAGCUUGUUGAAGGCUAACUACAAGAAAACAGAUAUUUUUGGGUUUGAAAUCCCAACUGAGAUUGAAGGGAUACCUUCGGAGAUCCUGGAUCCUGUCAACUCGUGGUCUGAUAAGAACGCACAUAAGGAAACUCUGUUGAAGCUGGGAGGUUUGUUCAAGAAGAACUUUGAGACGUUUGCUAAUCAUAAGAUUGGUGUGGAUGGUAAGCUUACGGAGGAGAUUCUCUCUGCUGGUCCUAUCUUUUAAGAGAGAACUACUAUGAUGUUGUCAAAAGAAAAAAGUUUAUGAUAAAUAAGACUUGUGACUCCUGUCGUGUAAGAAAAAAAUUCAUAUGAAGUGGUCUCUCAAGCAAAAGGAACUUCCAAACGUGUUGGUUAUGACUUAUGAACCAUAUAUGUAAUUUGACUUCAUCUAUUGUUGUUUAUUAAAGUUGGGACUUUUGUCAUA